UCCUCGGCGGCCAAGUCCGCUAGGCCGAUGGACAGCGUUUCCCGGAAGUUGCCAGGUUGCCGGCUUCCGGUGCAGUAGGGAAAAAUGGCUGUGGUCCCUGUGAUCCCGACUCUGGCGCGGAUGCUGUCAAGGCACAGCCUGUUGUCUCCUUUGCUCAGUGGGACAUCAUUCAGACGCUUCUAUAGAGGUGAUAGCCCAUCAGAUUCCCAAAAGGACAUGAUCGAAAUCCCUUUGCCUCCAUGGCAGGAGAGAGCAGAUGAAUCCAUAGAAACCAAAAGAGCCCGGCUGCUGUAUGAGAGCCGGAAGAGAGGGAUGUUGGAAAACUGCAUCCUCCUGAGUCUCUUUGCUAAAGAACAUCUGCAUAACAUGACUGAGCAGCAGCUGAACCUCUAUGAUCGCCUGAUUAAUGAGCCUAGUAACGACUGGGAUAUUUACUACUGGGCCACAGAAGCAAAACCAGCCCCAGAAAUAUUUGAAAACGAAAUCAUGGCCAUGCUGAAAGAAUUUGCAAAAAACAAAAACAAAGAGCAGAGACUACGCGCCCCAGAUCUUGAGUAUCUCUUUGAGAAGUCGCAUUGAGCUAGCUGCGUGUCACUCCCCUUCCUGGCUCGGUAUGUGGACGGUAACUGCUUAUGACACUGGCUUUGACCUGCUGCUUCUCCCCCUUCAAGUGAUGGUCACCCCUGUCUCCUGGAACUGACAUGUAAAUGUUCAGUGCUUCUCUUAACAUGCUUUUUUUUUUUGGUCCUGAGCCUCCAACGUUGUUGGUCAGCAUCUAGCAUGGGAGGCAUCUGGCCUUGUGUGGCUGCUGGGGAGCAGGUCUGCCACAAGAGGGCACUGUAGCAGAAGCCAUUGUGCAAGGCACAGCCUCAACCCCAGGGUAGGCAAGGAAAAAAGGCAGCCAGCGCCAAGUGCUGUGUGAAAAGCCACUAUCCCACCCCCCGCCCCUAACGGCCCCCCGGCUUUGUCAAAAUGGAAUUCCCUCCUUAAACCUGGUAGGAUCCUUUCUGCCAAGGAAAACUGAUCCAAGCCCCCUGAGCGGACCCCUUCAAAGGCACAGCAGGUAGAAGAAGGGCAGCAGGCAGAGCAGCGUGGGCACACUGCAUAAGGUAAACCUCCUCAUGGUCAGUUUCUCUAAAACGUGCACUUUUGUCAUGGGAAGAUAAUUGAGUAUUAAAGAACACCAAGAAAGGGAAGUCAACAGUUCCCCCAUCGUCACAAUGACUUCCUUUGUCUACUCUCACAUAACCCAUAGUCCUAUUUCUAAGCGUUUUACAAGGUCACAGGCACAGGUUUGCUUUCCAUGUGGCCUCCUCAUGAACUUGUCCCUUGUUCCUGCUACCUGCAUAACCGUUACCUCACGAAAUAGCAAUACAUAAGAAGUAACACAUUAGAACAAAAUUAUCAGAGAGCUUAGGUCUGGGACCAGUUCUGCAUGGUUAGAGAUGGUCCUCUGAAAGGGGCUUUGCCUGUGAUUUAUUAGAAAUGGUGGUCACUCAGAUCAGCAGGGAGAAUCCUGAAGUGUUUGCUAGAAGAAGGCCAGCUGGAAUUGAUGAACACGUGGUUGGUGAUCACAGAGCUACAGGCAGGGAGGAAGUAGGUUCUCAGGACUGUUGUGGGGAGGGGGUGUCAGCCUCACCACGAGUCCAGCCUGCCCCUUGGAGUCCCUGGCUAAGGAAGGAAGAGAGCCAGCUUUUCCUUACAUAGUGGCUCAGAGCUCAGUGCCCUCACGGGCCUAUUUCAUAGACAGAAAGUUGGCUCAGAGAGAGGAAGUCAGCUGUCCAAGGUCAGGUAGUUACUGCGUCACAAAUCCAGAACUUGGGAUGGCUCCGUCUGCCUCAAAGCUCAUGAAUGUUCCGCUAGCAGAUGCUGCUUUACUGCAGGAAGCAGAAAAUCCAUGCCUCUGAGGAUCUUUCUGGGAAAAUUAAGGCAGACAAACUACAGUUCUGACUCGUGACCUCCUCCACAGGGGUAGAGGGCUACCAGGUGCUACUGAGAAUGCAGCAUAGUACACUGGCUACAAGUUCAAUUCCUGGCUCUGUUUUUGAUAUACUGGAUUAAUGUAUUGGCUCCAGCCUUCUCCCUGCCUGGAAGAGCCGAGGAAAGGAAACCCAUGAUGCUCUUACAUGGAGUUCACUAAGAGAACAUUUCAGGAGCCUGUGGUCUUCUGAAACAAAUCAUCCAGCACAUCAGCACGGUCAUUAUCACUACAUGCAGGCAAGUUCAUCUGCAAGCCAGAGAGGCAGCCUAUUAAAGUAGCCACAGCAGAGGGUGUCUCUUCAGCCUGGGAAAACUGGGAUGAAAACAGAGCCUGGUGACAAGUCCUUUGAUGGAAAAGUCUAGCACGCUCACAUAGAGCAAGAAGCAGGAGCGAGGCUUAGAAGGCAGGAGCAGGAGCUUACAGGAGACUCUGGCCAUUCUCUCCAGCCUCUUCUGAUGUCUCGUGGGGAGAAUGUUAAGCAGGCAGUUUAUAUAUAGAAACCUAUCUGGACUGGGAGAUGUGCACACGAAUCGGGCGAUGACUUUACCCAUUUAUCCUGGGCCUGUUACACAACAAGCUCCCGAAGCCAAGUGUGCGGAGUGGGCUUCACCCCCACGGUGGAGCUGAGCCCUCCUUACCCCGAUUUUGCCUUGUGUCACAUCAUGAUCGGCUUCCACCACUGCCACCUGGGAAUGGCACACUCGUAAAGGAACUGUUCUCCGCCCAGGCUGCUGGCUUCUGUCAUCUGGGAAAAGGAAGGAUCUUGCUAAUCUCAGCUGCUUAGUGUUAGGCCCAAGGGUGCUAUGUAAACAGUUUUCCCCUUUAUUAGGCAUUAAGUAAAACUAGGCCGGCCAUAGCACAUUUAAACAAAAUUAAUAAACAUAUAGAAAAGGCCAGCAGCCCCUGAGGAUGCCUGGAAAGAGCAGCCAGACGCAUUCCUCUGAUACCUGGCUCCUCGCUGACCUCUUUCUGAGCCUGCGCCGUCACAGGAGCGUCUGGCCUGCCCCGAGCAGUGCAAGGUGGUCUCCAGGGUCCUCUUGGAAGGGCUUCUGCAUGACACAUCAAAUUGGGUCAAGGCUGUUCCCUUCUCACCAUUUCCUCUCUUCCUCAUUUUAAGUCUUCAGAAAUCCAUUUGCUAACCACCUUGUGCUCAGGCUUUCUGUGCCUCAGGUAGAUUGUGUCUUUGGCGGGGAGGGGGGGCACUGGAUUUUGCACAGUAGGUGGAGGUCCACUGGUCAGUCUCUUCAUAUAGGGCAGCACUAAUCUAUAACCCAGUUUAUAUUUUUAAACCAAACAGGAAGGAUUGCUGUGAGAUAGGCGAGAGUCUCACAUUUAUCCUUCACUCCCCCAGCUGCUCUGUGGCUAGCUGGAGAGAGGAAGGCUAGCAAGCAUUUGACUUUGGGGUUGACAGCUCACCCUACAGAACCUAGGACACUGGACACCUUACCCCAAGUUGUUGGUGUGGAUACUGGUAAGGCCGAGGCAGUCACCCUGUGCACUCACUUGGAAUAGCCCUCCCUCUGGGAGUGACGAGCAGCAUGGGCAUCUUCUCCCGUGUGGUAAAACGGGAUGGGUGGGACUACUCCAUGGCUCUGAGACUAAAACCCCCAGUCUAGUUCUGUGGCUCAUACCUAUAGUCCUAGCUAUUUGAGAAGCUGAGGCAAGAUCAUUUGAGCCUAGGAGUGGAGAGCCAGCUACCUAACAAGACCCCGUCUCAAAAAAGAAAAAAAAAAAAGGUCUAUUGGAAGGAUUUGGGGGAAAGAUGAAGUCAUCCAAGAUAGUAUCCAUGUUCAGAAGGGAGGUGUAGAGAACUCCUCUGCUUUAUAACCCAGGAUGAUGACAGGAAAGCUCAAGCCCUAUAUCUCCAGAUACUCUGGCAAAGAAGGGCCAAGUGGACACAUGAUUGUAUGCACCUUCCGCCACAGCAGGUGGCUUUGAACAGCACAUGAUGUUACCCUGUGCGUUUUGCUUCCCAGUGGGUUUGUUUAGUUAGGUUUUGUUUUUGUGUUUGGCUUGCUUUCUUUUGACACAGGGUGUCACUGGUUGCCUAGGCUGGCCUCGAACCUGCUAUCUUUCUGCCUCAGCCUUCUCAGUGCUAGGAUUACAGGCUGUGCUGUCAUACCUGGCUAGUCAGCUAGGAUUUAAGAUAUUUGUUCAUAUCUGGUGGUGCCCCUAGAACAAAUGUUCAGGGGAGGAGAGCACAGUUGUUAAGAGUGGGGGUUUGAGUCUAGCUCAGUGGUGGAUUGCUUGCCUAGCAUGUGUGAAGUCCUGGGUUCAGUCCCCAGCAUUGCUAGAAAAUUGUAAAAUAAAUAAAUUAAAAAGAGCAGCUGUUUGGGAAUCACACCUCAGACCUGUGGCACUACCAUCUAUUAGUCAGUGACCCUGGUCAUGUGAUUUGACCUCUCCAGACUCCUGUUCCUAGGUGGAAAGGAAGGGAUUGGAAGGAGAAGGGAAAGAAGGGAAGGGAAGGAAGGGGCAUUGUUCUGGGUGGAAAUGAGGUGUGGUUUCAUUAGGAUCUUGCUCAAAGUCUCAGGAGGGAAGUGAAGGCAGCACUAAUCUGAAGGCAGCCGGUGGCCCACGCGCUCCACUCCCCCGCUUUGUCCUCUUGGGCCAGGGCCUUCCUAUCCCGGGUCUUGUCUCGCUCAUGCUGACAGGCCACCCUCUUGUGGUCAGAGCCAGAGAUAAGGUCACACUUGAGCCAAGUACUUGACCUAAGUACGGAACCCUCCAAGGAGGACACACGCAGCCGAGUGAGCCUCCCUGAGUCAUGUUUGGAGCUCAGAUUUCCUUUGGGUUUGGGUGACAUCAAUGGAAGGGUUCAAGUACUGGCCUGCACCAAGAUUUCCUCCUCACCCUGGGCCUCAGAAAUGAGGUGUGAACUCUCAGAGCCUUUGCGUCACUGGGAGGCUGGCUCAGAAUUGAACGUAUCUGUCAGCAAGCGCACGAGAACUGUAUCCAGGUGAUCCUAAAAGUUGCUUCAUUCCUCCAGCUCCAAGGCUUUUGCUGACAAGCCAUGCUGGAGGCUGUGGGGCCAGCCCUCCUGGGAGCAGGGUCAUCCCCUGGCUCACCAGCUUCUCCAGCUCCCAUCCCUCAGGGUUUUAGUAGAUGCUGCAAAAGAGACCGAGUUUCCAGGCUAAGUAGAAACAGACAAGGGAUGCUCAGAAAUCUAAUUUGAAAGAUAUAUUGUAAUGGUUUUCACUAGAUGCUGGGGAUGGGAGAAGAAUGUGUUUGGUCUGUCCUUGAGGCACGCAGUGUUUAUUCUUCUACAGUUUAUUUCAUUGAUUGUCGAGCAAUGUGCUACACCCUGUGCCAGACACAGAGACAGAUCAAUGAGAUAUAGCUCAUGCCCCGGGGACCUCUGGAGGAGGAGGGACAAAUGAGUGGACAGCCACGGCUCUCGGGCACUGGCCCUGACAGCAGGCAGUCCAGAAAGGAUCUAGUCAGUUUUAAGAUUAUGUGGAAGACUCUUCACCCUGCCAUGUCCCUGCCCUUUGCCAGCUGUGGGCCUUUCACUGGCCAGUGGGACAUCAGUGAUUGGGAAAUAAGCAGCUGCGUUCUUUUCUUUGACUGUAUUAGGGUUUGAACUUAUGAUCUUGCAUGUAUUAGGCAAAAAGUGCUCUGUUAUGUGAGCUACACUCAUGUUCACUUGGACAUGGUAAGAUGUUUCUGAUGGGGCUGUGCAGUGUACAUGUUGGUGACCCAUUUACUCUUCACUCCCAUCCUAUCACACAACUUUACUGUAUCCAGGUUCAUCUCCUAUGGAUGGAUACCCGAGCUGUUUCUAAUUUCGGACCGUUAAUAAAGAUAACUGCAAACCUU
This is a messenger RNA of Dipodomys spectabilis (banner-tailed kangaroo rat), 5800 nucleotides long. RefSeq names its product succinate dehydrogenase complex assembly factor 2 (gene Sdhaf2). Gene Ontology annotation, cellular component: mitochondrion. The transcript has 4 exons. NCBI's taxonomy places the organism in Eukaryota, Metazoa, Chordata, Mammalia, Rodentia, Heteromyidae. The record is from RefSeq and is a predicted model, not a curated record. Bases 85 to 579 code for a protein of 164 amino acids. Gene Ontology annotation, biological process: mitochondrial respiratory chain complex II assembly; protein-FAD linkage; mitochondrial electron transport, succinate to ubiquinone.